Exophiala aquamarina CBS 119918 is the source of this 849-nucleotide messenger RNA. RefSeq lists its product as uncharacterized. NCBI's taxonomy places the organism in Eukaryota, Fungi, Ascomycota, Eurotiomycetes, Chaetothyriales, Herpotrichiellaceae. The record is from RefSeq and is a predicted model, not a curated record. The transcript has 2 exons. The coding region runs from base 1 to 849 and encodes 282 amino acids.
AUGGCGCCUCCACAAGUUUGGUUUGUCACUGGAACCUCUAGCGGGUUCGGUAAGGAAUUUGUACUCCAAGCACUCAGCCGAGGAGACAGGGUCAUUGCUACCGCUCGUUCUGUUAGCAAGCUUGAGGACCUCAAGAAGGCUGGUGCAGACGCCUUGGCUCUCGAUGUCACAGCCUCUCUUGCUGAGAUCAAAAGAGUCGCCGAUGAGGCGUUUGAUCUAUACGGACGGAUUGAUUAUCUCAUCAACAAUGCUGGCUACACUCAGAUUGGAGGCAUCGAAGAGACAACCCCGGAGGCCACACAAGCGCAAUUCGCAACCAACGUCUUCGGCCUCCUGAACGUCACCAGAGCGGUACUUCCCUACAUGCGAGCUCAACGAUCGGGCGUCAUCGCCAAUUUCUCGAGCAUUGGCGGAUGGGGUGGGUCUGCCGGUGCUGGAAUCUACUGUGCCUCGAAAUGGGCUGUCAGCGGCCUGUCGGAAGCGAUGACCAACGAACUGGCCGAUUUCAACAUCAAAGUCUGCUGCGUCGAGCCUGGCUACUUUCGGUCCAACCUGCUGAACCCCGGGAACAAGCUCACCGUUCAGAACAAGAUUGCAGACUACAAAGGCUCGGCCGUCAGGCAGGGCGAGGAAGCUUUAGUCGCUGCCAACAAUAACCAGAUCGGUGAUCCGAAGAAGGGUGUUAAGGUGAUUAUUGAUGUUCUCACUGGAGUUACAGGCAGGGAGAUCCCGAUGAGACUCGCUCUAGGCAGCGAUGCAUAUGGGGUGAUCACUGGCAAGUGCGAGGCAACAAUCAAGCUGCUUGGCGAAUGGAAGGAUAUUACUACGCCAACGGAUCUUGAUGAGUAG